AAUUGUAAUGUAACGGAGCGAGAUCCAUGGUUGUACAACAGGCCUCAUAAUUACGUCGAUUUUGCUAGCGAUGAGAAUGGUCUUUGGAUUACAUAUAUCCGACAGGGAAGCCAACACGUCACUGUCAGUAAAAUAGAAAGUGAUUUUUAUGUGGUUGAUACAUGGGAUAUUUAUGAGCUAAAUGCUACAGAUUUUGCCGACUCAUUUAUUAUGUGUGGAGUACUCUAUGCAAUAAAAAGCGGUACUGAAAGAGAUACAGAGAUCUUUUUUGGUUACGAUCUUUAUAGACGUAAAGCCUACAAUAUCAGUAUUCGUUGGUACAAUCCGUAUAGGGGUUUAACAAUGCUUCAGUAUAAUCCAGUUGAUGAACGUCUAUACUUUUUUGAUUCUCGACGACUACUAAGCGUAAACAUUCGGACUGAAGAGGAAGAAGAUGGUGUAACCAUUGACUAUAGCGACUAUGAAUAG
This is a messenger RNA of Enterobius vermicularis (human pinworm), 468 nucleotides long. NCBI's taxonomy places the organism in Eukaryota, Metazoa, Nematoda, Chromadorea, Rhabditida, Oxyuridae. The record is from the annotation of a GenBank genome assembly.